AUGUACAAGGAUCAAAAGCUUUGGAUUCCAGCCUAUUUUAAAGACAUGCCACUACAUGGUCUGAUGAGAACUACUUCAAGGUCUGAAAGUGUCAACUCAUUUUUUAAUAAAUACUCUAACUCUGGUAAUUUGCUUAUCUAUUUCAUGAUGAACUACGACACCGCAAUUGGAAAGCAACGAAAUGGUCAACAGAAACUAGAGCAUGAUACAAAAAAUGCAAAGCAUGAAAUGACGCUUCCAAGUGGAUUACUAGAACAUGCAGCUGCAGUUUACACUAAAACCGUUUUCUAUGAGGUCAAAAAGGAAAUAUUUAAAGCAGUCUGGUACUGUUCUAUUGACAGCAUUGAAAUGAUUGAUGGGUGGCAAGUUGUUAUGAUUACACAAAAGGAUAAGAGCAAACAGUUGAAGAUAAAAUGCAAAGUUGAACUAAAGUUGCCUGAAAAAGAAGUUAAAUGUUCAUGCAAUCACUUUAUACGUACUGGCAUUUUGUGUCAUCAUAUUUUUGUUGUAUUGAAAAACAACCAUGUUGAAGAGAUUCCAGAGCAGUAUAUUCUCAGAAGAUGGAAAAGGGAUGCAAUUUCCAGCCAUUUGCUUGCCAUGAAACAUGUUGCCAUGGAUACCGAAGAUGACACCUUUAAACUUCUAACAGAGGCAUACAACAAUAUUGAAUACUGCUUGGAUCAUUUCAAAAGAAGCAAGGAGGAGUUGUUGGAAUUUUUUGAAAAAACACGUAUCUUGAAGCAGGCAAUAAUGGAGUUUGGCAGUUCAAACCAAUCAUCAUCUGAUAAUGAUGAAGAAGAAAUUAUUCGGAUGCCUGGAAUACGCAACAUUCAUGAUGAAAUAAAUACCCGUCCACCUUCAUCUAUACGUACCAAAGGGAGUGGAACUAAGAAAAGAAUGGUUAGUGCUAUGGAGAAAGCUAUUGAAGCUGCAAAGAAAAAAACUAGACUUUGCAUAGGUUGCAAUCAAUAUGUUAACCAUAAUUGGAGGACUUGCAAAGUCAGACUUGUACGAGAGUCAAAACAACCUUAA
This is a messenger RNA of Lactuca sativa (garden lettuce), 1032 nucleotides long. RefSeq names its product protein FAR1-RELATED SEQUENCE 1-like. The record is from RefSeq and is a predicted model, not a curated record. Lineage: Eukaryota; Viridiplantae; Streptophyta; Magnoliopsida; Asterales; Asteraceae. Gene Ontology annotation, molecular function: zinc ion binding.